GCUUAAUUUCAGUAACAAAAUCAUGUAUCGGCAUUGUGUCUUGUUAUUACUUGCCGUUUGUAACGUACUCUGUGAUAACUGUGUGGUGUUCAACUUUGAAAACGAUUCUUUUCAUGAUUUCACAAAUGAUUUUGGGGUAUGCGUUGGCAGGUCCAUGUGGGAUCUCAGACAAUAUGACGAUUUGCCGAUGGAUGCUCCUCAUGAGAAUAGUACAUUUUACAUAGCACCGACAUCAGAAGUGAGCUGUAUGUCCUCAUUGAUAUUCCCCAUCACAGGAGGGGGAACACUGGAUGUCAAAUUGUAUAUGGAACCGGCAGCAGAGUCCGAUCAGAUCACCAUCCUAGCGUUUCAACAUGAGCCAAAGGGAGUUGUUGGAAAUCUCAUCUUGUCCGCUAUGGACCCCAACUUCACAAGAGGCUGGCAACAUUUAAAGGUCACUUUAAUCGGAUCAGGCGUUUAUAAUGGUUUUGUAACUCUUAUGGGUAUUGCAUCUGAAUCGUCAGUUAUAUUAAUAGAUUCAGUCCGAUUUAUUGCACCGUCAUACAGUGAAGAGUUUUGUCAAAUAUAUAAACAAGACGAAGAAGAUGAGACAAAUGAAACAACAAUCUCAACAAUCGUGCCAGAAACACCUUCAACCAUCGUGCCAGAAACACCUUCAACAAUCGUGCCAGAAACACCUUCAACCAUCGUGCCAGAAACACCUUCAACCAUCGUGCCAGAAACACCUUCAACCAUCGUGCCAGAAACACGUUCAACUAUUGUUCCAGAACCAACAUCAACCAUCGUGCCAGAAACAACUUCAACUAUUGUUCUAGAAACAACAUCAACCAUCGUGCCAGAAACUACUUCAACUAUCGUGCCAGAAACACCUUAA
Messenger RNA from Vanessa tameamea, 874 nucleotides. RefSeq lists its product as uncharacterized. The transcript is spliced from 2 exons. The record is from RefSeq and is a predicted model, not a curated record. NCBI's taxonomy places the organism in Eukaryota, Metazoa, Arthropoda, Insecta, Lepidoptera, Nymphalidae. The coding region runs from base 23 to 874 and encodes 283 amino acids.